AGUCGCGCGCUCAGCCACCCGGGGAAAAGGAGGCUUCUCAGCUGCGCUCCUAAAUCGCUCUACCUCAGGAGCCGUUUGCCCCGGCGCUGUCCUUAAGGAGGCGCAAUUCCCAACGCGGCUGGCGGUGGGAGCCACAAAUAAGCUAAACUCUCCCACACAGGCGCGGGGGGAGAAAAAAAGACUGGUCUGGAAAAGCGUUGGGCGCAGACAGAAAGGGAUAAGCUCCGCGCGCCGCUCUGUUCCCUGUCCUUGAAGGGCGACGCUGUGGAACUUUGGAGACGCUUCUUUUUCCUCCCACCCGCCUCCAAUGUGAACACAUUUUCUACUGCAGGCUGCCCUGCUCUGGAAAGCGCCCGCUCCCUUCCCUCCCACCUCGCCAAAGGCACUUCUUUUCGCAGACAACUUCGGAGCGUAAGAAGAGGGAGGAGGCGCGCUCUCAUUUGAUAAGAGUGGCGGGUCUUUGACUCGUCUCCAGCAAGGGGAGGAGGAAGAGGAGGAGGAGGAGGCGGCGGCAGCGGCGAGGCCGCGCCGGGCCGGGCGGGGGUUCGACCAUUCUGUGCUGGAGAAACCCGGCGUACUCCCUUCCCAUGGACGGGGAGGAAGAGCGGCGGGCGAAGCGCGAGAACCGCGAGAGCAACGUCCACAGGUAGGUUGCGCCCUUGCAGAAUAAUGGAGAGCGCUCUUGGCUUGCCCUCCUGCUUUUUGUAUGUGUGCCCUUAAUAUUCUAUAUAGUAAUAUUCUCUCUAUAUAUCAUGCCACAAACGUAAAUAUAUAUAUAUAUAUAUCUUCCUGGGUUGGUGUUAAGUGGCCCCUCAGGUGUAUCUGUGAUACAGCAGGAAGUUUAAAAAAAAAACCAACAACAGCAGCAGGAUUUGCUUGAGAAAGGCAACCCAGAAAACUUAUUUACGUUUGGGGUAAAUCGAUGCUGGGAGUGCCCCAUUCCCUACUGAAAGCUCUUCUUGCGUGUGGUUUUCAGCUAAAGUUUGUAUUGCAUGAAUUCCCCUUUGGUUACUGAGUACACAGUGGGGCAGUUAUUUCUGCCCUUCAGGUUUCAGUUGGCAGUGUUGGUAUGGCUGUUUAAUUCCGUGGAUAAGUUAAUUAAGCUAAUACAUUGCCCCCCCCCCAAUAAUUAAACUUUCAAAACCCUCUUACCAAAGAUCUUGAUUUGUUACUCUUUCAGGUUUUCUUAUAAUAAAACUAACCUUUCACUGCCAGGAUUAGUCGUUUACAGCUGCCACAGUAAACACCUACUCCCUUUGGAAGGUUACAUGGAAAGAAUGAACUUGAAAAUUUCAAUCCACUCGAAAAUUAAUUUAUUUCAGUUCUUUACACUUAGUGGCAUCUUAACUUCAUAAAAUAGCAGAUUUAAUUUUUUAAAAAAUCUCUCCCCAACACCCCCCCCCAUCAUCCCUAUUGUUAUUGCCACAUAGAACUUUAGGAAAAUGCUUAAUUUGUGAAAUAAAAAUUAAAACUAUAAUAGACUCUGUCCCGAAAGGCUGUCUAAAAUACUUUAAACAAGAAGCCCUUGUUAUUAUAAGAAAUAUCAAAACAAUUUGUGUACUGCAGUACUCUAUAAAUACAGAAAUAUUAUAAAUAUGGGAGCGCAGAGGUUGGUAAUCACUGGAGAAUAUGGAAAUGCUGAAUGCUGUCUAGAUGGAAGUUAUGUUUAUAAAUUUCCUUGUAGCUGGAAAAAAGGCUCAGUGGAAUUUCUGCAGAGAUAAAUGAGACAUCAAGGAUGGGCUGACCAUCAUUUCCCUGUUUAUCACCUGACAGUGGCUAAUGGCUAUGCAAGGAUGUAACAUAAGAGCCGCCCUGCUGGAUCAGAUGAAAGAUCCAUAAUUGUUCCACAUCCUGUUCUCAACAGUGGCCAACCAGAGGCUUAUGGGGAGUCCACAAGCAGGACUUGAGUGCACCAGCACACUCUCCCCACUUGUGAAUCCUAGCAACUGGGAUUCAGAGUAACACUGCCAUUGCAGUAUUCUUUGUCCUGGUGCAUAUUAUCAGGCACAGCCGUUUAUACAAUACAGUAGCAGAGGCAGAUUAAGGAGAGCGCAACCAGUUAGGCGUGGAGCCUUGGGGACACCAUAGCUGCAAUUUAGAAUGGAGCAUGAGAGGUGCUGAAUUUUUUAAUUUGACACCCCAAGAGCUGCCACUGACUAAUAAAAGCUUUUCUCCUGAGCUGUACCACUUCAGAUUCUAUAGUGAUAAUGAUGAUUUAUUAUUUGUAUGCCGCCCAUCUGGCUGGGUUUCCCCAGCCACUCUGGGGGGCUUCCAACAAAGAUUAAAAAUUCAUUAAAAUGUCACACAUUAAAAGCUUCCCUAAACAGGGCUGCCUUCAGAUGUCUUCUAAAUGUCAGGUAGUUGUUUAUCUCUUUGACAUCUGAUGGGAAGGCGUUCCACAGGGCGGGCACCACUGGGCGCCACUACCAAGAAGGCCCUCUGCCCGGUUCCCUGUAGCUUUGCUUCUCACAGGGAGGGAACCGCCAGAAGGCCCUCGGCACUGGACCUCAAUGUCCGGGCAGAACGAUGGGGUUCUAGUUGGAACCUCGCUUGUUUGAAUGCCAUCCUCCCAACAAGGCUGAAAAGACCAAAUGGAAUGUGGAAACAUGAAGUCUUAAGUUACAAGGAAACACAGUGCGAUACUUUUUUUUUUAACAGUGCAGCAUAGAAACAUGUUGUAUUAGUAGUGCAGUCCAGGAAAGGCUUGCUCACCCACACUGCUGUAUGUAUAAAUUGCGGUUGAGCAAUUAGGAGGUAUUGUGGCCAUCUCUUUUGGAAGAGUACUUUUUAAGGAUUACGUUAUUAUCCAAAGUCCCAUGCGUGCUUUUCUGGGAGGCUUGAGAAAGUUGUGCCUUUUGCGUUUGAAUGCUAAAUAUACAACUUGUUUGUGCUGAAGCGCUGAGCUUUCCUGAACUUUUGCAGUGAUUAAAUCUGCACAGUUAUGCAUGCUUAAGUUCAGUGGAAACCAAUGGCACUUAAGCACAUGUCCUGUAGCUGAACAUUUCCCUUUAUAAGUACAUGGUGAAACUGAUACAAUUUAUUGGAAAUGUCUUAAGCGGUGAUACUUUAUUCUCUCGUUUGUCUGUUUUCAAGCAGCUAAUAGCCAGAGGCUAAAGGGAGCAGAAAAUGGAUUGAUUGACCUGCCUUAUGUAUGCAUUUAGAUAAGCAACCAUGUAAAUCAAUAUUGGUCCCAUUAUACAGAGCUUGAUGAGGUUCAGAAUUUAAUGCAAAACACACAAGUGACCUGAAAAAGGCCUUGUCUACUCUCUGCAAGAGUGUUCUAUCACUUGCCUGAGUAAACCAUGACUGUAAAACUGAGGUAAAACUCUGGUCACUGAAAAGAUCAUUGAUUUGUAACAAGUACUAAUAAAAAGAAAAAUAAUCAGGAUUAAAAUUACAAAACAUGCAAUGAUAUUACUCUGUAUAAAUGGUCCAUUAAUGUCCUGGUUAGAUAAAAAUAAUUACCAGGUUAUAAUGUGCUUUAUAUACAGUGUAAUCUUUACAACAGCCCUAUAAGAUAGGUUGAAAGUGUUACUUGGAAGGAAAAAAUAAGUAUGUAAAAGAAAUCCCUGGACGCCAAGAUCCAGGUUUGGGGCAAGUACUCUUUGGUGAGAGAGCUCCAGCAGACAUAAAAAUCACAAAAUACGCAGGAAAGUAAAGUGUGAAAUAGAUCGUUAAAAUAUGUCCUUCUAAGUUCCUUCCAAAGUCCCCCUCUUCCCUUAGCAUAGAAAAAGUCCACAAACUUGGUAAGUUAAACUCUCCAAAGGUUAGGUUCAUAUGCUUUUCCACACAGCAUUUAAAAAGCAUAGGCAGUAAAACUUGGCUUAGUUACACUGCUGAAAGUUCCUAAAUCUCUGGUAUAGAAACUCAAAAGAGGCUUACUAGAGCCAUGUGGUCUGAUCUUGGAGCAACUAGCUCAGACCUCGCAUGUUGAGCUUCUGGGGUCUACUUAGGUACAGCAGUAGGCCCAAUUAUCUUCCUCCCAAGGGGAGUGACCUAGCUAAGCCUGGCAGGACCACAUACUCUAUGGCAUUAACCCUUCCAUGCAUUAAUUAGACUUAAGCAUGUUGGUUAUAUGAGGCUGGUUAUCCCUCAGGGUAGAACCAACUGUAACCUUCCUUAGUGUUGCCAUUGUAGACUCAGCAGGGAGGAUGAUGGGGGCAAAACUAAAUUUGCUCUUCCUGUCAUUUGUUCUGGCUCCACCUACUGUUGGCCUCUUUGUCUUCUUCCCUAUCAGUCCUAAUUAGCAUCAACCACCACCAAAGCUAAUGGGUGUUAGCUGGGUGUCUACAAAAGCAGACACAUCUUCUAAACUUCUGGAAGGUUUAUUGAGCCCAUGUUGGCAUUUCCAGUCGAUAAAACAUUUUUCAUUCUGACAUUUUAAAGUCCAGUUUUUCCUCCCUCUAAGCUGCAUUUCUGGAAAAAUUUUUUUUAAUUUAGGUAUGUGAAGUUUAUAUAACUACAUAAAACUAAUAUGUGUGUACAAUGAUUUCCCUUCUGUUGCAGAGUGGAUCCAUAUGGGUUUGAAAGGCCAGCAAACUUUGACUAUACAUCAUAUGAAGAUUUUUUUUCUAGAUACCUAGUGAUACUCACUAGGAGGGCAAUUAAAUGGUCCAAGCUUUUAAAGGGUAACCGCGGUGUACCGAAAAGCUUAAAAGGUAAUAUUCCAAUAUGAAGCUGUUCCUUGUUUCCUUCUCCUGUAUGAAAUCUUGCUUGAAUCUUUUCAAUAAUAGUUUUUCAAUAGGGGGAGGUGGACAUUGUUUUCACAUUUAUUGUAGCGCCAAUGUCUUACACCUACCCCACUUUAGACCUUACUUUGAUUCUUUCUGGACAAACAAUGUAAUCUAUACAAAUGUACUCUGAAGUAUAUUCUAGUGCAGGCUUCCUCAACCUUGGCCCUCCAGAUGUUUUUGGCCUACAACUCCCAUGAUUCCUAGCUAGCAGAACCAGUAGUCAGGGAUGAUGGGAUUUGUAGUCUCAAAACAUCUGGAGGGCUGAGGUUGAGGAAGCCUGUUCUAGUGAAUUCAGUAGGGCUUACUCCCAGGUAAACAGGCAUACAAAUUACAGCCCAAAUGAAUAGAGUUUAUGGGGAAACUGCAAGGAGGGUAACCCCUGUUUUUGACAGUUGAUCGCUGAUGAAUUGCUUUCAUUUCUACGUAAAUUCUGUCCUUGUAAGAAAUAAUCUGUUGGCUACUACGGAUGUUUAGUAGGAGCAGCUACUUGUUGCAAAUGCAGCACAGUGAGUUGCCAUGAAUAGAAACACUCUUUUUCUCUCCAGCGUCUCUGUUCCCUCACCAUGUUUUAAAUAUGGCAUGUUUGGAAAUGUCGGUUUUCAAAUGCGUCAUUAUAAAAGCAAAUGUAAAUGCUGAAAGGAAGUAUAGAAGCUUGUUCCUUUAAAUGUACAUUACUGAAGCUGAAACAAUAAAAUAAAGUUUAAUUAAUUAAUCAUUCCAAAUAUCUAUUGAUUCCAAAGUUUCUCCAAGAUGAACAACAAGGCACUUCUUCUUAGUCUAUGGUUGUUGUUGGUGGGUGGUGGUGGUGGUUGUUGUUGUUGCAGAUUCCCCCUGUGCUGCCUCUCAUACUGUUCUAGAAGGUUCCCCAACACUUGGGGGCAGAUUUUCAGGAAAUACAUAGGGCAUUCAGCAGGAAGAGGAUAUGAAAGGGCCCCAUUCCUUGGAACAGGACUCUGGUCAUGAAGGUGGAAUCCAAGCUAAUGAGAUCAAACUCAUUUAGUGAGUUUAGUGAGUAGGACAAAGUUUGAGGACGAAUCAUGACACUGAAGCUAAUUAAAAUAUUUUCACGUUUGCAUAUUCAAAGCCUUCAUGGGCUGAAUAGGAAAAGGGGAAUUUCACAGUCAGGUAUGCGUAACUUAUUCCUCUGUGAAGAGAACUGGGCGAGUUCAUGACUCGGUGUUUGCACAACAAUUGCAGCUUACUGCUGGAAUGGUAACAAGUAACUUGCAAUUAUACAGUUUUCCUGUACAUACGAAACUGCUAUAACCAGUUGGGCGAGUAAGAUGCCACUGAUUAUUAGUGGCUGUUUAUCAUAAUUAGGCCCAACCACUGGCUUAUUGCCAAACUGGAAAGUGAUUAAGCUAAUCAGAGCUGGCAAAAUAUUUAAAUAUUUUCUGCGCCUGUGUCUCUUUAGGUGCUGGCUCUACACAUCUUUUCUAAAUUCCAGCACAAUAUUCUAGGCACCCCAGGUAGCAUUGCCCCAGCACUGAGCUAAAUUUGUGAAACUUGGCUUCCAUUUAAACUGAAAGUAAAAAAACACACCAUCUCCUUAAAAGAUUAUUGAUAAAGUUUUAAUUUUGUAAUCCUUAAUGGGUGUAGGUAGAAGUUGGCUCAAACCCAAAAUAGAACAGUUUGAGAGGUAUUUUGGGUUCUUCUGCUCUCCCCUACGUAUACACACAUUUUCCUUUUUUUAAAAAGCACCCUCAAAAGAUAGAUUAUAGAGGUAUACAAUAGUAUGUCUCCCGGCUGCAGCACGAGCUUCAAAAGCAGAGACUGCUACAAUUAACAAUUGUUUUAACUGUUUUAAAUUUGUGUGGGUUUGUUCUUAUUGAGGGAAGUCAGAUGUGUCUGGGAGGAGAGGAACUGGAGAGAACACAGGGGCCUCCAGUCACAGUGGUUCAGGGUAGGGGGAAGUGGGGCAGGCCAGGUAAGAGGCACACAGCUCAGGCCGCUGGUGACUAUGCUGUGUGCUAGCCCUUCCUCUAACCUGGGGAAUUGCUGUUGUCCCUUCAGCCAGCCCUUAGCUCUAUGACUUCUGUUGCUGAAUGCCAGGCUGGCUCUGAGUAAGACCUCCCUCAUCCCUCUUCCAUGCUCUGAUUAUAGAUGAGGAAGCUGGUCUGGUCCGUAUCACUGAAACCUGGGUAGGCGAGCAGAAGGGAGUUGGUCUCACACAGCUGUGCCCACCUGGAUACUCAGGGCAGCGUCAGAGCAGACUUGAGGGCUGGGAAGGGGGAGUUGCUGUGGUUUAUAGACAUUCUCUCUCUCUCAACCUUGUGAUGUUCAGAUGAAGGACAGUAUCUGAGAAAGGAAUGCGUGGCCUCCAUAACUUAAAUUUACUUUUCCUCAUUGUAGGCCUCUGCAGGGCUGGCUCAAGGCCUUCUGGCACCUGAGGCAUGCCAUGGAUGCUUCCCCAUCACCACAGAUCCGGACCCACGCCCUGGUGGGGUGGGAGGAGCAUGCCGCCUGAGGCGGGUUGUGUCACUGGUGUGUCAGCCAUGCUAGGGCAGGAAGCUAGCUUAGAGGCUGCAGGGCAGACCACAUGGCACACCUUUCUAGCCAAUGUCCAGCUCUCUGAAUUUGCCACCUGAGGCAGCUACCUCACUCUACAUCAUGGUAUGGCCGGCCCUGGACUCGUGGCUUUGCUGUCAACAACAACAACAUUAAAGAACAAUGUAACCUCAGGGUUGCAUUCCCCUUCCACUGUCUACCAAAGUCAUGAGGCUAUAUCCGAUUGCAGCAUCGGAUUGAGCUGUGUUUUAAGCUGGCUUUACUUUUAAAAUCAAUAGCCAUGAUGGGAAAGGGUUAGCUGCAAAUGCAAGAGACAUUAUGGAAACAAUAUUCAAAUACGGUGCUUUGCUUAGCCAUAAAUAUCCACAUACUGUAAUAUCCAUACACUAAAAAUGCAUAAAUAGAUUCUCCACCCCAAUCCUUUUUUUUGUAGAUGGGAAUCUUUUGGCUAUCGGAAUAUUGGCAGCAUUUUCUGAGCCAGAUUUUUAAUUUAUUUUAGAAUUGUAGGGAGAUUUUCAUAUUCCUGAUCGACCUAAUCAGUCAAUCAAAUCUUUAUUACAGUCAUAGAUCAGCACAAGUAGGGUGCGGGUACAAUCAUUUAGAAUCUGUAAAACGUUUUGGAAAGCUAAAAAGUAUUAAAACAGAAGGUAUACUAAUCAACUUUAAAAAUGAUUAACCUGGAAAACCCAGGAGUGUUUGGUUGUACAAAUAGCCCACGUUGAAACAAGUGCUUCUUCCAUGGCGGGUAUAAAUAAAGGAAGGUAGAAAAAGAUGGGAAUAAAUAAACAAAUCACCUCCUUUUUGCCCUCCUCCAUGAUACACACAAACUACCUCUCUCUCAGGAUUUUUGUGGUCAUCUGAAAAAGGCACUUGUCUGCUUUUUGUGUGUUCCUCUUGUCGCAGAAGUUUCCUACCUUUCUUACUAAGGUCACACAAAUGUUGGUUUCAAGCUCUUGUUUGUGGAAUGAUCAGCAAUUGCUGGUUAAUAAUAAUAAUAAUUUCAUUUGUACCCCGCCCAUCAGUGACUGGGCUGCCCUUGCCACACUAAUUACCUUGAUGUCCUUUUACUUCCCUUGGAGGUUUUUUGUUUUUUGUUUGUAUUUUAAGUAUCCAAAAUAUAAUGCUUGAAAUAUCAACUGGUGUGCUUUUUCUUUUGCAGUAAAACGCUAUAUCAGGAAAGGCAUUCCAAAUGAGCACCGUGCACUGGUUUGGAUGGUGGUGAGUGGUGCUCAGUCCCACAUGGAACAAAACCCUGGAUAUUACCAGAAAUUACUUGAAGGAGACAAAAAUGAGAAGCUCGUGGACACAAUUAAGACAGGUUAGCAUCUAAACAUAGAUGUGGUUGUCCAAUCUAGUCUGCUGUUUACCAAGGAGCCUGUAGCCAAGUAUUCCGUGGAUAGAGAGACAAGUGUGGGAAUUUGUUUGUUUGUAUAUUGUAUUUCAUCUGAAGACCACAGGGUGGUUCACAACAUAAAUAUCCAAAAUCAGGACACAAAAUACGUAAUAAAACAAACAAACAAACAAACAAACAAACCAGUAGCACCCCUUCCACAAACACAUUUAAAAUGCCAUAUAAUGUUAAUCAGUCAAAGGCCUGGCUUAUAGAGAAACGUUUUUGCCUGGUGCCUUUGUGGACUUGUGCCUUGGUUUUGGAGACAAAUGAAAACCUGACCCUUUGCAGAAGCAAUGGUGUUUGUGUUCAGUGUGGGACAUUCUCUUGGCAAUUCCUAUGCAUAUACAGUGGUACCUCGGGUUACAUACACUUCAGGUUACAGACGCUGCAGGUUACAGACUCCGCUAACCCAGAAAUAUUGCCUUGGGUUAAGAACUUUGCUUCAGGAUGAGAACAGAAAUCAUGCAGCAGCGGCAGCAGGAGGCCCCAUUAGCUAAAGCGGUGCUUCAGGUUAAGAACAAUUUCAGGUUAAGAACGGACCUCCAGAACGAAUUAAGUUAACCCGAGGUACCAAUAUAUGUGUGUGUGUAUCUAUAUAUCUCUAUCUAUCUAUCUAUCUAUCUAUCUAUCAUCUAUCUAUCAUCUAUCUAUCUAUCUAUCUAUCUAUCUAUCUAUCUAUCUUUUCCUGCUCAAAUGGAUUAUUUGGCUUGAUAGUCUGCCAGACUGGUACCAGCAGUAUCUCCAUCAGUAUCUCCAUAGGUCUCAAGUGAGGUUGUGUAUACACUGACCCAUCCAUAGUAAUAAUAAUAAUAAUAAUAAUAAUAAUAAUUUAUUAUUUGUACCCCGCCCAUCUGGCUGGGUUUCCCCAGCCACUCUGGGCGACUUCCAUAGAAACCAAAAAUACACUAAAAUAUCACACAUUAAAAACUUCCCUGAACAGGGCUGCCUUAAGAUGUCUUCUGAAUGUCAGGUAGUUAUUUAUCGCUUUGACAUCUGAUGGGAGGGCGUUCCACAGGGCAGGCGCCACUACCGAGAAGGCCCUCUGCCUGGUUCCCUGUAGCUUUGCUUCUCGCAAUGAGGGAACUGCCAGAAGGCCCUUGGCGCUGGACCUCAGCGUCCAGGCAGAAUGAUGGGGGUGGAGGCGCUCCUUCAGGUAUACUGGGCCGAGGCCGUUUAGGGCUUUAAAGGUCAACACCAGCACUUUGAAUUGUGCUCGGAAACGUACUGGGAGCCAAUGUAGGUCUUUCAAGACCGGUGUUAUGUGGUCUCGGUGGCCGCCCCCAGUCACCAGUCUAGCUGCCGCAUUCUGGAUUAGUUGUAGUUUCUGAGUCACCUUCAAAGGUAGCCCACAUAGAGCGCAUUGCAGUAGUCCAAGCAGGAGAUAACUAGAGCAUGCACCACUCUGGCGAGACAGUCCGCGGGCAGGUAGGGUCUCAGCCUGAGUACCAGGUGGAGUUGUUAGACAGCUGCCCUGGAUACAGAAUUGACCUGCACCUCCAUGGACAGCUGUGAGUCCAAAAUGACUCCCAGGCUGCGCACCUGGUCCUUCAGGGGCACAGUUACCCUAUUCAGGACCAGGGAGUCCUCCACACCAGCCCGCCCCCUGUCCCCCAAAACAGUACUUCUGUCUUGUCAGGAUUCAACUUCAAUCCAUUAGCCGCCAUCCAUCCUCCAACCGCCUCCAGGCACUCACACAGGACCUUCACCGCCUUCACUGGUUCUGAUUUGAAAGAGAGGUAGAGCUGGGUAUCAUCUGCAUAUUGAUGGACACCCAGUCCAAACCUCCUGAUGAUCUCUCCCAGCGGCUUCAUAUAGAUGUUAAAAAGGACGGAACCCUGAGGCACCCCACAAGUGAGGGCCCAGGGGUCUGAAUGCUCAUCCCCCACCACCACUUUCUGAACACGGCCCAGGAGGAAGGAGCGGAACCACCGUAUAACAGUGCCCCCAGCCCCUCUAGACGGUCCAGAAGGAUGUUAUGGUCGAUUGUAUCAAAGGCCGCUGAGAGAUCCAGCAGAACUAGGAAACAACUCUCACCUUUGUCCCUAGCUCGCCGGAGAUCAUCAACCAGCGCAACCAAGGCAGUUUCAGUCCCAUGAUGAGGCCUGAAUCCCGAUUGGAAGGGAUCCAAAUGGUCCACAUCCUCCAGGUGUGCCUGGAGUUGUUCAGCAACCACGCGCUCAAUCACCUUGCCCAAGAAUGGAAGAUUUGAGACUGGGCGAUAGUUGGCCAUACUGGCCGGGUCUAAAGAUGGUUUUUUAAGAAGCGGUUUAAUGACCGCCUCUUUCAGCGGAUCUGGGAACGUUCCCUCACAGAGGGAAGCAUUCACCACCCCGCAGAGCCCAUUGCCCAGCCCUUCCCGGCUUGCUUUUAUUAGCCAGGAUGGGCAAGGAUCAAGGAGACAGGUGGUUGGUUUCACACGUCCAAGCCGCCUGUCCACAUCCUCGGGGGUAACGGAUUAAAAUUGAUUCCAUGCAACUUGACCAGACAGAGCUCUAGCACUCUCCCGCCCCAGCCCUGCUCCCACGGUGGUGUCUAGCUCCUUCUGAAUAUGAGUGAUUUUAUCUGCAAAAAACUUUGCAAAAUCGUUGCAGGAGAUCUUGGGGUCUUUACAAGGCCCCGGUGGUAAAGGUGGUUCCGUUAAAUUGCGAACCAUCUGAAAGAGUCUCCUGCUACUAUUUUCUGCAGAUGCAAUAGAGGCGGUGAAGAAAGUCUUCUUCGUCGUUGCUAUCGCCACUUGGUAGGCUCGACGUUGAGCUCUAACCUGUGUCCGGUCAGAUUCGGAGUGAGUUUUCUGCCACCGACGCUCUAGCCGUCUCAACGAUUGUUUCAUCGCCCUCAGCUCCGAAGAAAACCACGGGGCUGUCCGGGCUCCAUGCAAUCGGAGAAGGCGCUUCGGAGCCAGACAGUCGAUAGCCCUGGUUAACUCCACAUUCCAGCGGGCCACCAGGGAAUCAGCUGAAAGGCCAUCAACAUGGGAUAAAGCAUCCCCUACCACUCUCUGGAAACCAUUUGGAUCCAUUAAGUUGCGGGGGCAGACCAUCCGAAUUGGUCCCACCUCCCUGCAGAGGGGAAGGGUCGCGGAGAAGUCCAGUUAAACCAUAGCACAGAAAUGUAGUUUUUCUCAGUCCAGAAUCAUUCAUGGUUGUCCUCAACAUGCUGCUUUCAGUUUAGAUUGUUGCUAGAUCCUGUCGUCCACAAGGGUUACUGGCUAUGCAUUUUAAAACUCUCCCCUUUAUCAGUCAUGCCUUUCCCUCCCUGCACAUGCUACAGGUGAAUGAAGAAGGAAGUGGUGAUGCUCACCCACAACAUCAUUGGGCCUGGUGUGGGUACCUCCCUGUUCCCAUUGCUGGAACUGUUCACAUUGGUUUUCACACGGGGGGGUUACAGAGAACUGAUUUGCAAUGAACUUUUAUUUUUGGAGUGAAACCAAUUUCACAAGCAAUGCUUUUCAGGGGCAAUAAAUAAAUGCAUUAGAUCUAGAUUAUGUUUGGAUUAUAUUGGGGGGGGGGAAUACUCUUUCUCUGUUGAUUCUAGAAUAAAAUGUCAGUUUCUGCAAGUAUAACAAGCCUCUCAGAAUAUCAAGGCAGUGUACAGAAACCCUUUAAAAGCAAUGCAGUACAAACAUUAAGAUGACUGCAGCGAUACCACCACAUAGUUAAUGUUCUAGGCAAGCAACUAUGGUGAUUAUUCAAGGUCAUUGGAAUCUUGUAAAGGAUAAUCCCCGGAAUGCAAAGAAACAAUAAAAGACUUCUCUGCAGUCCUGAGGGAGAUGGGAUAAUGUUAAAUCCAUGGACAGUCGACAGACGAAAUAGACACACAGUUGUGGCACCUUUAAAGACACAACAAAUUUAUUAUGGCAUGAGCUGUUGUGAAUUACAGUCUAUUUCAGAGUUGUUUAGAGUCAACCUUCCCUGUUUAUAGACAUAUAGCAUUUUGCCUGCAUUGCUGAAGAAUAAAAGGUUUCUUAAAGCCUGUAAUGCUGAUCUUCUUCCCGUACAGAAAACCAUGUUCAAUGUGCAGAUGUUUAAAAACAACAACCUGAUAUUGAGGACAGGGCUAAAAUCAUGACGCUGUUCUGCUUGUUCAGUUCUGUAUUUGAGCAUCCCCUACACACACAAGUCAUGCAUCCAUAAGGCUGCUUCGAUUCUUUCAAUAGGACAGCUGAACCGUAUUGUUGAUCAGUCAGGGAAUCCCAGAUAGAUAACUUGCUGUCAACUAUUGAGUUCAUGGGUGAGAAGGCAACUUCAGAUCCCAAGACUUUGGUCCAUGAAUCAUAUUGCUUUAUAGAUACAUUUUUAAUUUUUGCUGUUUCCUUUUUUUACAUUUUAGACAUGAAUAGGACAUUUCCGGAUAAUGUAAGGUUCCGCAAAACUGCUGAUCCCUGCUUACAGAAGACACUCUACAACGUAUUAGUGGCAUAUGGGCACCAUAAUCAGUCUGUGGGAUACUGCCAGGUAUGUGACAUUCGGAAUGCAAUCGUGAGCUUCUUUUAAAGCAAAGCAUUUACAACUUGGGUGGCCUUGAUGGCAAUGCAAGAUUUGAGAAAUGUAGAUUUGAUGCACUUAACCUUCCCACCCUUCUAUUUUAGUCCUUAGUCAAUAUCUUAAAUUUGCCAUAGUUUAGUACUUUCCAGUUUGCUCCUUUAUUUGGAACUUCCCAGCCCUAUCCAAAACAGCCUCUUGCGACUGGUGCUCAGAGACCCUCGCACCACCUCACAUGCGAACAAUACCUAUCGAACUUACACCAUCAUUGCAUAUCAAACUGCCGUAGGUAUAAAGUGAGUUGCUACUGUUCUCUAAAAUGCACUGUAAACCUCAACAUUGGUUGGGAGACCUUUUUAAAGCAAAAAUUAGACGUUUCUUUAAAAGAAGGCGAAGCCUUUUCUGCAAGGUAAAAGAUUGCUUGCUGAAAAAAGUGCGCUGGGGGGUGGGGGCAGAUUGCUUUGAGUCCUUUCAAACACCCACCAAGUGUGGGACAAUGCUUGCGAACCUGGGGCACCCGAGUUUGUGUUUCAGCAAGACCUUCCUAAUGCUUGUAAUGUUAAUGUGCCUGACAGUUAACUCCCUGAGAAACAUCACUGUGAACUCUGAAGUUAGUGUUGCCUUGCUAUUGUACGCUGCAGUACUAUGCUUCAGUGCAUGAGCUUUUAUGCUGGCAUGUACAAUUUAGUUUGCUCCAUGAAUGUCUGUUGAGGGGCACUCUUUUGUUGCAGUGCCAAAUAACCCUCUGUCACCAUGGUUGCUAUUGUUGAGCAAGCUGGCAGUCUGAGGGCUGAAAACGUACCCUCACAAUUGGAGGGCAAAUACCCCCAUAAAGUAGAAUAGAGGGUUUUGUUGUUGCUGUUUACAACAUCUGUUAGCUUUUUUACAUUUCGGGGGAAAUUGGAAACAAACGUUUUUGAACCAUGCCCACUAGGCACAAACAGAUGGUUAUGAAUUCUUGGUAUUAAAAAGCCAAACAACUGGAACUAUUUUGGAUUAACUGAACUACUAGUUAUGGGACAACUCUUCAUUUAUCCAGGAGUCAGUCCCCCCCCCCCCCAUCUUCCUUCUUGAAACCAAAUGCAUUGUUUAUGAAAUAAAAAUGAGAGCGCCUCGUUCUUUUCCAUGGAAGAUGAUGGUAAAGAAGAGUGAUUGGUGAAAGGUUCAGGGAGGUUUCAAAAGAAAGAGAUGAAACAGGAGAUGCAUUCAAAGGCCGGAUCUGACAGACUGCAAUUGAUACUAGUGUCCAUGAAUGUUUUAAAACGAUCUUACAACUUGUACACUUCAGACUUGCGGACUAGCAAUUGCUGUGAGUGUGACUAGGAUGGCUGCAAAGGAAAUUCAUGGCAGGGUGUGUGUGUGUGUGUGUGUGUGUGUGUGUGUGUUGCAGAAAUAGAAAUAACAGCACAACCCUAUCCAUGUCUACUCAGAAGUAAGUCUUAUUGAAUCCAUUGGUGGCUAACUCCCAGGUAAAUAGGGUUAGGGUUGCCGUCAAAUGUGAGCUAAUAUUAUGAUGAACUUGACGCAGUCCUACUCUUCCCCACCACACAGACAGCAUUGAAAAUGCAUUUCUUGCACAGAGACUGCCUUUUGUCUGCUCUUUCUUCUCCAUGCCAAUUAGCCACAUCCAUGCCAAUUAGCCACAUAAAUCAUUGAGUUAAUUGCCAUUUCGCUACUUAACCCAAAUUAUAUCAAUGCUUGUGAUGAUGCACUCAUCUGGUUCUGGUCCAUGGCUGACUGCCUGGGGACCACAUGCAUCCUGCCUUUGGUUCUGUGAUGAAAGAAAGGUAGGGCAUAAAUGUAAGGAAACAAAAAUAAAACAACGUUACAUCUUAUGAUGCAAAAACCAAACAAUGCAGUUGUAUUUCCUGUGUUGCUUUUGUGUGUUAUACUUCAAAUAGCCAAGCUGUGAACAGGCUGUAAUUCUGGAGUCAGCUGUAGAAUUCCUAACUGGUAUUUUUUUAAAAACACACCUAAUUACUCUGGGAAAAGUUUGAGUAUUAUCAUUGGCUCAAAGUAAAGGAGUGUGCUUGGGGUGAACACUCAGUGAAAAACACAACUGGGAGCCAUUUUGGCAUAUAAGCGGUAUAUAAAUUAAUAAAUAACAAUAAAUGAAAACGGGGCUUAUUCACAUCCCUGAAUACCGCUUCUCUUUUAUGCAUUCAUUUGUGGUCAUCCAAGCAGUUUUCAUCCGUCAUUAUUCAAGGCAGUGGAAUUCUAGACUUCGCACAACUAUAAAUGGAGACUUAAGUCUGUGUGAUCUUAAAGUCAAAGUGGCCCAAACAUUAUUUUCCUUUUAAUGUAGCCUUGGCAAUUGAAGUGUUUUACUCUUGCAUCUGCAGCAAGAAAUUGCUCACAACACUUUUAAAACUGACUCUUGAUAAGCGUGAAUUACCAUUAGGUCCUCCCUCUGCCCCUUGCAUUUAUUAUCUUGGCUCCUUUUAAGAUUACUUUUGUCAGCAUUGUAUCAAGCUAAUUAGAUAAAUUGUUCCUUUGUGUUUUAGGGCAUGAAUUUCAUAGCAGGCUACCUGAUUCUUAUCACAAGGAAUGAAGAGGAAUCCUUUUGGUUAUUAGACGCUCUCAUUGGUCGAAUAUUGCCUGGUAGGUCAAACUCCCACCAUUUCUAUCUUUGUGUCACAGAUAAUUUCCUGUGUUUGAGCUAAGUAAGAGUGACUAUCAAAUGGGUAGUCUAAUCAUAUAAUAUCAUAACUCCAGAGAAUUACCCAAUUACUACAUUGAAAGCAGUUCUCUGUAGGAAAUAGCAAUCACAUUCCUCUAUUCAUUCUAUUUACACUUCCCUUUUGUAUACGUAGCAAAAUACAUGUUGAUAUAUUCUUCUCUUUUUACUAUCUGCGAGCACAUAGCAUAGCAUUUUCUGGCAUUUGGGUUAUUUCCUUCCAUAAGAGGCCGUACGUCCUAUCACAACAUAAUCCUAUACUAUAUAUAUAUAUAUAUAUACACACACACACACACAGAGAGAGAGAGAGAGAGAGAGAGAGAGAGAGAGAGAGAGAGUGAUAUAUAUUGGAAAGUUGCACAGAGCUAAAACAGACCAUAGAAUUUGUGAUAUUUCCAUGCAAAAAUGCUCCCCCAAAUAUUUGUGGUGGGUGGCAAGGGGUGGGGCCGUGGCCCCCCUAGAUGCGUUCCAUUGACCCCAAAGUGUCCCCGGGCCCCUAAUUGGGAACCACUGCUCUAUACCAAAAAGCAUGUACCACAGAGAAAACCUGGAAGAUGUUUCUCACCUAGCCUUUUCUGACAUGCCGGCUAUCUGUGUAUGAGGAAUGUCUUCUUCAUGGUACAUCAUUCCAUCAUGUGAGCUCCCACCUGCAAUAUAAAGUGCUGCAGUCUGGACAUAGACAUAGUUGGUGUUUUGCUGUACUUCUCAUCCUUUACAAAAGGCAGGCAGGCAGCAAGGAAAGGAAAAACCUACAUAAAAAGAAUCUGCGAAAUUGAACCAGAGCACUUCUGUUCAUUUGCAUGUUAAUUAAAAUAGUUAAGGUGUAGUACAAUAGGAACUUCUAAAGCAUGCUUCUUAAAAAGGAAAUGGAAUCUUUAGUGGUUCAUUCAUCUUCCAGUGACUGGAACUGGAACUGCUAGAUGUAUUUUUUUAAGAGCAUGUCUUUAGAAGGAAGGCCUGGGGUACAAAACCUGUGACAUCUUGAAAGUCUUGUUUGCUUUUGAAUUAUUUUUGCUACAUUCCUUGUUUUUGUUUUUUGAAAAUAGUUUAUUAACCAUUAUCCCAAAGAUAAUGGGAAUUUUCAAGACACCAGAUAGCGGUCUCUCUUCCCCCUUUCUGCUCUACCCAACAAGAAGCAAUUCACAGUGAAAAUGUGUAACUACAACCUAGCAGAGAGUUCAAAGUUGCUGGACCUGAAUCCAGCAUUUCAAAGUUGCUGGAUCUGAAUCCAGAAUUUCAAGCAUUGUACAGAUCUAUUUGCAGCAUCCUUGAAAUCUGAUCAGUUCCUCAGUAGCGGACAGGACAAUUGAGGUGCUUUUGGUGUUUUGAGAGUUCUGAGAAGAUGCCUUUAAAGAUGCCUUUAAACAAAUGCUCCUAAAAGUAUGAAUGCAAGCAUAGCCUUGAUUCUUUCUCCUUUAAAAAAUGUUUGAAUAAAUGCACAUCUUUCAUAAGUUGGGUGGGCUGCCAAGUAUUGGGGAAUAGUCCCCCCCCCAUGUCCCCAAGUGCUGCACUUAAUCUCUUCUUCACAAGAGUGAAUAAUCACUAGACACUGACGUAGGAAAAAAUGAAGAGGUGUGUUUGGGGGAUGUUGUUGGAGGGCUAGAAUCUUCUGGAUAUAGACUGCAACUUGCCAAUUUUCAUUUUGACUUCUUAAGUAUUUGGGCUGUCUUUUCCCAGUUAAACAUCCAAAGUUUUUCUAAAACUUUCUUGCAAAAGUGGGUACAGCAACCUUGUGUUGAAGUCUAAAUGGGCAUGCAUAUGCCGUGUUUCAAAAGAUGAUUCUUCAGCUUCUUUGCAUUGUUGAUCUGAAGAUGGAGAUUUAAAAGUAGAAAAGGUCAGGGAACUGCACCAUGCUCUAUUUCUGGAUAUUCUUUUUAAUCCAUUUGUGGCAGAGAACAAGUCCACAAUAGCCUUUAUAAUCUUUAUUCCUUAUUCCCUGCAAAUCUCAUUACUGGUCCAUAGAAGAGUUUGGAAGAAGAGUUUGGAUUUGAUAUUCCGCUUUAUCACUACCCUAAGGGGUCUCAAAGCAGCCAACAAUCUCCUUUCCCUUCCUCCCCCACAACAAACACUCUGUGAGGUGAGUGGGGCUGAGAGACUUCAGAGAAGUGUGACUAGCCCAAGGUCACCCAGCAGCUGCAUAUGGAGGAGUGGGGACGCGAACCCGGUUCACCAGAUUACGAGUCCACCUCACUUAACCACUACACCACACUGGCUCUCCCAUAAGACAAUAAAGCAGCUGCAACUUUAUUGAUGCUUUAUUAAAGAUUGUAAUAUCAAGACUCAAGCAAAUCUGGCAAGCAGAAUUCUGUUGAAUUGUGAGCCCUAAAAGCCACUGUGUGUGUGAAAAUACCGAGUCCCAGUGAUGAGCAUCAUCAUAACCCUAUAGGGAUCUCACGUGCCUUAUCUUAGGAGUUUUUCCUCUGUCAGUGCUGCAGCAGAUGCAGUUUUCAGCUGUUGUCUGAAUCAGAGGUAUAUAUUGUGAGUUAAGAGGAAGCAGUAUAAAGCAUACCUCUGUCCAGCACAUUGGGAAAAACAGCGCUCUCUCACUCUCUCUCUAACUUGGAUAGGGAACAUAAUCUCUUAGAUCACUUUUACCUAUUUUUUAAAAAGGAAGCAAACACAUAUCAAGCUUCAACUGUUUUGUAAUGCCAGUGCAAACCUACAAUGGCCAGCACUCACAUUUUAAUUUCUUAUGCCUGUGUCUCACAAGGAUAUCUUUGGACUACAUCAUAAAUUUGCAUGAGAGAGAGAGGCUCAAAAGCUAUUGAACUCUUCCAGGUGAAAACAUUGGUUUUCCUUUGGUAAUUGCAAGUUAAUGCAGUUAAUACAAUUGGUUAAGUAACACGUCAACAUCACACUGCAACGAUUUCCCAAACAGCCUUUCAAGCUGAUACACAAAUACUAAAACCACUUCAGUAAAAUGCAGGUUUGGUACUUAAGGGAGCUAGCUUUCCUUUGUCUCUAUUGCAGCUGUGUAUUUUGUGGUGUUGUUUUUUGUAGUGUCGAAUACAACUCACUUGGUCUAUGACAAAACUUGCUGCCUCAAGCCUUCCAGCUAUUUCAUGACUUCAAAGGCUGGUUGCUCCAAGAACAGGACAUUCUAAAUCUGUUCACAAACGAAGGAGCUUGAAUGUCACAGGGCUGGUUUUGAUGCUUCAGAUUUUAACUGAUCAUAUUUGAUUAUAUUAAGUGAUAUUUGAAAUUGUGGGAAUGGCAAGCAAAGUAAUGACGAGAUAGAAGGGAAAGAUGCAGGUAAUACAGGACAUUGGAUAAAUCUCAGUUAGACAUGUUCAUAGAUGAACUGAAUAAAUCAAGUUAACAUAGGAUGAUUAGAAUUGUUAAAAACAGGACACAGUUAAUUUUAAGUUUUUAUCUCCGCCGUGAAUCAGUCUCUUUCCUCCCCUCAUCACUGAGCUGCAGUAGGUGACAACAUAUGCCAGGCUUCCUCAGACUUGGUUUUCCAGAUGUUUUUGGCCUACAACUCCCAUGAUCCCUAGCUAGCAGGGCCAGUGGUCAGGGAUGAUGGGAAUUGUAGUCUCAAAACAUCUGUAGGGCAGAGGUUGAGGAAGCCUGGCAUAUGCCAUGAAACUUAUUCCCUUUGAGUUUUUACCUAGUCCAUGCACACGGGAUGGUUUGUUGCUUAGCAGAAGUUAGUGUAUCUGUAGCUUAAGCCACUCCAUAGAAUUGGAUGUGCUAUAAUAGUCUUUUAGUGGACCAACUAUACCAUUUCUGAGUGCCUCAACUGGUAAAGAUCUCCAUCAUAGGCAGUGUUCAGAACUCCCAUUGUUCUAGGUGCAUUUUAUGACAUGGAAUUUCAUUAGCGCAGGCAGUUCCUGAGCUCUGGGCGCAGUACUGCGUCUAAGAUUUCGGAUUAAAACUGCAGAGUGUAAGAAAGGAGGACCUUUUUCUGUCUCCUCACUUCCAGCUACUCUCUGAAGACUGGGGAAGAGACCCUCUUAAGAAUAUUAGGGGUGGGCAGGGGAAGGACCAGACCAUGUGAAAAAUGAACAUAAUAUUUUAGCAGCAGUUCAUUCAUUUUCAGCUUUGUACUCUUGUUAUAAAAAAGCGCACCCAGACAUAUUGUUGUUGCAUCCAUAACCAAGGUUUAAGGUGCCCCUAGCUUUCAUAUUUCAGUUUCUAACAUUGAUCAUAGGCUUGACUCAUAGGCUUUGAUUCUUUAAAUAGGUAGCUACUGGGUGUAAGGCUCUCUUAAUAGUGGCUCCUUGGCUAUGGAAAUCUCUCCCCUUAUCUUGGUUGGUGCCCUACUUGAUCAUCUUCCAACACUCAGUAAAAGCAAUUCUUCAUUUCUGGGCUUUUUCUUGGUACUCUAGGAGCCAAGGGCAUCCCUAAAGUUGAUGGGCAUUGCCAUUCAAAUGGUGUGCAUGCACUGUGUCUUGUGAUCAAUUCUGCAGGGUGAGGCCUGCCUACCCCUACCCCUGCUCGAUAGUAUUUAAAUGGCUCUUGCGAGUUCCAGUACAGUGGUACCUUGGUUUACAACCAUAAUCGGUUCUGGCAGUCCAUUUGUAAACCAAAACAGGUUGUAACCCAAGGCACGCUUUCGCCAAUGGGGCCUCCAAACAAAUUUGUUCAUAAUAAAAAAAAAAUGGGUUGUAAUACAAAAAAAGUUUGCAAACCGGAACAUGCACUUCUGGGUUUGACAUGUUUGUAAUCCAAAACAUAUGCAUACCAGACUGUUUGUAAACCAAGGUAAAGGUAAAAGGACUCCUGACCAUUAGGUCCAUUCGUGGACGACUCUGGGGUUGCGGCGCUCAUCUCCCUUUACUGGCGUACAGCUUCCGGGUCAAGUGGCCAGCAUGACUAAGCCGCUUCUGGCGAACCAGAGCAGCGCACGGAAACGCCGUUUACCUUCCCGCCGGAGCAGUACCUAUUUAUCUACUUGCACUUUGAUGUGCUUUCGAACUGCUAGGUUGGCAGGAGCAGGGACUGAGCAAUGGGAGCUCACCCGUUGCGGGGAUUCGAACCGCUAACCUUCUGAUCGGCAAGCCCUAGGCUCUGUGGUUUAGACCACAGCGCCACCCGCGUCCUUGUGUAAACCAAGGUACCACUGUACUAUUAUCUCAAGUUUUGCUGUUUUUUAUUUUUGUGGUUUGAUUUUAAAUAUGUUUUUCUACACUGCCUGUUUUGCAGAAAGGGCCCUCCCUCUUUCUAUUUUGUGCCUGGAUGUUAAUAUUCCAUGUGCAAUAAGGCACACUCUGCGUGGCAGUGAUGCCAGAGAGAAUCCAUAGAACACUGGGGCACAGACUUGGAAAACUUAAUUUCUUUUUGACCUCUGUGCUCAGUUGGUGCUAGUAUUUUCUGGUCAUGAAAGCACAGUAACCCAAUAAUGGCACGCCUAGGCUCAGUCUCGUUUUUUAGCAGCUUGGAAAGGUGCCCUGCUAGCCUUGUGGGAGCUUUACCAUUCGUUUUCUGCUCUGAAGACUGAAAGCAGCAACUGCUGUUCCCUGUCCACAGAUCAAGUGAUUAAUGUUGAACAUGAUGCAAUGACUUAUGCCAAGUUACAGAGCACCCUCUAGAGGCUUCCUUAAGAAAAUCUGUUUAUUUUCUGUAUUUCUUUUAAAUACUUAGUUUAUGUAAAAAAAAGGGGGGGCGAUUACUUGAAUGGGAUUACUUGGUUGCCUGUCUGACAACUUUUUUUGCCACCUGCCCCCAAGCCUAUUAUGGUGCCAACAGCAGUUUCUGUAGUCUUGAAUUACAUUUAGCAACUUUAUAUUUUCAGGUGCCUGUGAUGGACUGGGAAUUAGCUUGGAGCAGUUUCUCUAGGGCUUAUCAGGCAGGACCCCAUCCAGAAUGAGACCCAGGGACCCACAAAUGUAGUUUCUGAUGACUACCAGUGCUCACAAAACCAUUUUUGCAACCAGCUGCCCCUGAUCACUGUGCACAAAGUAAGAACCCUCCCUUCCCCUGAGUUUUCGGAGAGUCUUGCAGAACUUAAUAGGUGAGAGGAGCUAUUGCACUGUGUGGUCCUUGGUGGUGACAAAUCAUACUAAGGCUGGCACUAAUUUAUGGAGCCGUACUGAGACCUUUUCGAGUUCAAAUAACUCUGACAAUUGCAUGUGGCCUUCGAAUGUUUUGUGGACCCACAUGUUAUAGGUAGGGCCUGAGAUGCUUUGAAGGAUAAAUCCCCAAAGGUACCACAUAUAGUCACACACAGCUGUUUAUCUGUCAACUGUGCAUUUGUGUAUCUAGAGUUGGGUCUGCUCAAGUCAUGGAACACAGGGCACUUUGACAGCCUCUCCUAGUUAUAGCGCAAUCUGAGCCCUCUUAACAGCUGUCACAAUAUGUGGAGUUGAGCCCUUUACUCUUGAAGUGGAAAGACAUGCUGCAAUUUUACCUUUUGAAAAAUGAGCUCUUUCCCUUCCCCAUAUACUGUUUUUCUUUUUAAUGAAUGAUAGCACUUGGAUCAUUUUGGUGAUUAGCUUUUGUUUCCCCCCUUCCCCCCCUCUUAAAGAUUAUUAUAGUCCAGAAAUGAUGGGUCUGAAAACAGAUCAAGAAGUUCUUGGAGAGCUUGUGAAAAUGAAAGUUCCUGCCGUUGCAGAAUUAAUGGAGAAACAUGGCAUCAUGUGGACUUUGCUGGUAUCGCGUUGGUUUAUAUGUUUGUUCAUUGACAUUCUUCCAGUAGAGGCAAGUGAGAACUUGAUGGUAUUUUUAGCUGUGUGGGUUUUGUUUUUGUUAAUGACAUGGGCUAUAUAUAUGCUUUAGUGAUGCCUUUAAACAAAAUCUUGUCUCCUACAGACUGUACUUCGAAUUUGGGACUGCUUGUUCUACGAGGGAUCAAAAAUAAUAUUUCGUGUGGCCUUAACACUAAUUAAGCACCACCAAGCUUUCAUUUUGGAAGCCACCAACUUCCCAGAUAUCUGUGAUAGAUUUAAAGAGAUCACCAAAGGACCAUUUGUAACGGAGUGUCACACUUUCAUGCAGGUAGGCGUCCCAUGUUGUAGAGAACUAUAAACUGGCUAGAAACGCUGUUUAUUUGCUGUUGCUUUUCUGCAUACAGUUGUACCUUCAAAGUCAAACAGCCUAGUUCUUGAAAGUUUUGGCUUCCAAAUGAUCGAAAUCCAGAAGUGACUCUUCCAGUUUUUGAACGUUCGAUGGUGCUUCCGAUUGGCUGCAGGACCUUCCUGCAGCCAAUCAGAAGCCGCGCUUUGGUUUUUGAACGUUUUGGAAGUCGAACAGACUUCCAAGGUACAACUGUAUUGCUUCAAUGUGCUUCAUGGUGCUCUUGAACUUGGGUUGGUUGGAUAUAACUAGCAGUGGGUCAAACGCUAUAGGAUAUACCACUAGAGAGAGGAGAUUGAGGCAAUUUUUUUCUGAUGCUCUCUCUAAUCUCCUGUAAUGCUGCUGUCAAAUAGAUGUUCAAGGGAUCCCAAAGACGGCAUCUUUGCUCUGGUGGGAAUUUUCACUGGAUCUCCUUCCCUUCUGCUCACAGAAGAGCAAGUCUGAAUCUGACCCAUCGUUUGCAGUACUGAAGUGACCACUCUGGGACACAAGCCUGGGCAGAGUGUAUGGAGGUGGUCCUGGGCUCCCCAGCCUCGCUGAUGUUGUCCAAGGGAAAGAUCCAUUAUAGUGAUGGGACUACUCAAGGAUGUAAAAUGAAGAACCCACUUGUAAAAAGAAUGAGUGCCCUGACUUACACUAACAAUUUCUAAAUUCUUAAUUCUAGAAAAUAUUUACAGAGCCUGGAAGUCUGAGGAUGGCUACAAUAGAGAAACUACGAGAAACUUGUAGAGCAAAUCUGAUUGCUCAGACAUAAAUGGACAAUAUUUAAAAUAGACAAAAUGCUGCAAAAAAAUGGGCACAUUUCUUCACUUAAUUCCACUGAUACACCUUUUCUUCAGUUUCCAUUAGUGUUGAUUGACAUGACCAAUUCUCUCCAGCUUUCAAGUAAGUUUUGAACUGGGUAAUUUGAUUAUUUUUAUUUUUUGUAAAAACAAAACUUUAAGUUAUAUGAGAAUAAAAUGUGGUCACUGUGGCGGUAACCCUUUUUUUUUUGGAAAAAAUGCACUACAUACCUUCAGAAGAUUUUGUAAUAUUUAAAUACAUAGAUUUAUAAAUAUCAGUAUAAAAAUGCAAAAUAAAUUCUAUUUUGAAAUCUCCUCUUCUUGAAUUUGCAUAGUAAAAUGGGCCUAAGACCUCUAGCAGAAGUAUUUAAGAAGAAUCUUCAGCAGCUGGAAAUAUUCAGUAUGCUUCUACAUGCUGCUGACCUUAAAAAAAUCGAAUUUGGUCUAUGUAUUGAUCACAGGGAGGUUUUGCUGUAUUCCCCCCCCCCCCCCGCCAAGAGGAGUAGGCUGACGCUUGAAAUAGUUUGUGUUGCGAAUCAAUUGUAUGAUUAGGAGCCAUCUGGUAUGCAGAUCUUCGAAUGAAUGGCUACUAGAACAAGCACAGCUUCUAUUUGCACCUCUGAAUUUUUAAGUUGUGUGUGCUUUGUCCUGUUGCGACUGUAUGAUAUAGGGUCUCUACCUGUUAAGUAAGGCUGGGCAAUAUCUGGUCAUUAACAUUGUGAUGCAUCAGCAGCUAAAUGCCAUGAUUUACUGAUAUCAUGAUGUAUCUCGGCUGCUGCUUCCUCUCCACCUUAGGGGAGGAAGAAGCAGCCAAUAUACAUUGCCCAGCCCCAGGCCGUUGUGGCUCACAGUGAGCAAGAGCAGUAUGGGGGCUUGAUCCGUGCCCCUCAGUUGAUCAAGCCCCACCUCCACGCAUAAGAUGGGGGGUGGGGCUUCC
Molecule: messenger RNA, 24528 nt
Organism: Podarcis lilfordi (Lilford's wall lizard)
Lineage: Eukaryota; Metazoa; Chordata; Lepidosauria; Squamata; Lacertidae
Source: the annotation of a GenBank genome assembly